AUGGCGUUACAAGAACAAAAGAUGAUAGAUAGAGAGAAAGAUAAUAAAUGUGAAACAUUAAGUGAAGAUUUGAUUCCAGGAACUGUUCAGUUGAUUGAUAUAAAUGGCACUUCCGAAGCUAAAAAGGAUGAGAAUUCAUCAAAUAAUAUCAUUCUUCAGCCCCAACCAUCGAGCAACCCAAACGAUCCUCUCAGAUGGAGUAAAGCCAAAAAAAAAAAGCAGUUUUGGUUAUUAUGGGUUUGGUCUUUUCUUCUUGCAGUGGCAACAAAUUGGGAUGGUCCCGUGUGGAGCGACUGGACGAUAGAGUUUAAUUGCACUUUUACACAGUUGAAUAUUUCAGCCGCUAUCUGUUACUUGUUUCUUGGUGUGGGUUGCGUUUUCUUACAACCAACCGCAAUGAAAUUGGGCCGAAGAUUCGUUUACUUAUUAUGUACUAUUUUAGUUAUAGUGGGCAACAUAAUUGGUUCGCAGGCAAUUUCGGUUGACUAUUUAUAUGUAUCAAACUUAUUGAACGGCUUUGCUGCUGCGCCAGUCGAUUCGUUAGUAGAAAUUUCUACUACUGAUGUAUUCUUCCAACACGAGCGAGCAGAAUAUUUAUCGUGGUUUGUUUUUGCCCUCUAUGCUGGUUCAGAUUUGGGACCCGUGGCUUGUGGCUUUAUUAUCGAAACGAUGAGUUGGCGUUGGUGUUUCUAUUUUCAGGUAAUUUUCUUCGCAGUAUUAUUAGUGAUACAACUUUUUUAUAUGGAAGAUACAACAUUUGAGAGGUCGGAGGAUGAUAAUAAUAGUUUUUCCGUACUGCCAAAUAAAAUAAACUUAACUAUACGAAAUGACAAAGACGAAAGUAAAUUUCAUACAAGCUAUGCCGAAAAUGUGUCGGAAACUGACGAUAAUUCCAUUGACCAUUCGAUCGUCCUUAGAACAUAUUGGCAAAGAAUGAGAUUAAUCGAGCUUGAAUUUACUGAUUCUAGAUCAUGGCUUGAAAUAUUCUAUAAGCCUUUCAUCUUGGUUACAUUUCCGGCUAUUGUUUGGGGUGGAAUUAUAUAUGGGUCUCAGAUGAUGUGGUUAUCGUUAUUAGCAACGACCCAAUCGGAGAUAUAUUCCGAUGAUCCCUAUAACUUUUCCGCUGACAUGGUGGGUUUGACUAAUUUAGGUGCCAUGUUCGGAUCGCUUUUUGGCAUGGUAUACGGCGGAAAAUUUGUUGAUUAUUGCACAAUUAAAUUAGCUACAAGUAACGGUGGGAUAUUAGAACCGGAAUUUAGAUUGUGGACCAUGAUUAUUCCAACCAUAUUCAAUGCAGCUGGCCUCCUUGCUUAUGGCUUAGGUUCGGUAUAUGCGGCAGACUGGCCUGUAUCAGUCAUCGUGGGACAGGGAUUACUAGGAUUUGCUAUGAGUUCAUCGGGAUCUAUUUGCUUGACUUAUGCUAUUGACUGUUAUCCAAAAUUAGCAAGUGAAGGUCUAGUCUUGAUGCUUUUCAUUAGAAAUUGUAUUGGAAUGAUUUUUACAUUUGCGAUACAACCUUGGCUAGACCGAUGUGGAUUGAAGGUUACAACAUGGUUGAUGUUCAUGAUUUCCAUUGUUAUAAAUGGUAGUUUUAUUGUGAUGUUGAAAUGGGGUAAAGUUUUUAGAAGAAAAACAGCUAACAGAUAUUAUCAAUACUCCGAAGUUGCUAAUAAAAAAAAUGGAAAUGGGAAGAUCACUACUUCAACGUGA
Messenger RNA from Debaryomyces tyrocola, 1710 nucleotides. The record is from the annotation of a GenBank genome assembly. NCBI's taxonomy places the organism in Eukaryota, Fungi, Ascomycota, Pichiomycetes, Serinales, Debaryomycetaceae.